This is a messenger RNA of Podarcis lilfordi (Lilford's wall lizard), 30646 nucleotides long. Lineage: Eukaryota; Metazoa; Chordata; Lepidosauria; Squamata; Lacertidae. The record is from the annotation of a GenBank genome assembly.
AUGCCAGUGCUGGAUGUGAGGACAGGGGUCCAAUACGGGUGGCCGAAAGAAAAAAGUGGGUGGAGCAACGGCUGUGACUUGUACGGUGAGGUAAGGUAAAGGUAAAGGGACUCCUGACCAUUAGGUCCAGCCAUGGCCAACUCUGGGGUUGCGGCGCUCAUCUCGCUUUACUGGCCGAGGGAGCUGGCAUACAGCUUCCGGGUCAUGUGGCCAGCAUGACUAAGCUGCUUCUGGCAAAGCAGAGUAAUGCAUGGAAACGCCGUUUACCUUCCCGCCGGAGCGGUACCUAUUUAUCUACUUGCACUUUGACGUGCUUUCGAACUGCUAGGUUGGCAGAAGCAGGGACUGAGCAACGGGAGCUCACCCCGUCGCGGGGAUUCGAACCGCCGACCUUCUGAUUGGCAAAUCCUAGGCUCUGUGGUUUAACCCACAGCGCCACCUGCGUCCCUGUACAGUGAGGUAGGUGUAGGCAAAAGCACUCCAGGGGUAUGUGGAGAGGGACCAGUGAGAUGUGUGGCCUAGGAAGAUGGGAGGUGGUCUUGAAGAUCAGAAAGAGAAGCCUGGAGAGUUACACUGGGUCUGAGGCUCCCUUAUCCGUAGGGCUACCCCCCCCCAGCACUUCUCAGGUGGGCACCAUUGCCAUUAUAAGAGAACAAGGGAGGCGUUCAUUGUAAGUUCCGGCACCUCUUUGUCUAGAAAAGCAGCACUGCUCUCUUCUGUGAUGUCUAUGACUACAACACUAACAGAUAUGAAUACAAACCUAUGUGGGAAGAAGUCCUACAUAACCUAGUGGAACCUACUUAUGACUUGAUUGUGCACUAGACGAUGGACGUUGCGAUCUGCCAUUCACGAGUUGCAACUGAUGAGUUACCUUUUUAACCGUCAAAUACGAUAAUAUGUUUUAGGAGCAUUACGAUAUUUUAAGUAUAGGAUCUUUUUUCGCUUUUAAAUCAUGUGAUCUUCUAAAAUCCAAGUGAAAAGCUGUUGUUACUGUUACUUAUCUACACACAAAAUCCCAGUCUACUGCUUUCCCUCUACUCAUCACACAGCCACCCACUGGCAGUCCUAUGCCCCGGGCGUACCCCAUUUAAUGCAGUGGUUCUUAUGUUGUUGUUGUGGUUUAGUCGUUUCAGGGCCGUCUUAAGCAUAUCCGGCGCCGUGGUGCACAGCUCCUUCCGGCUCCCCCCCCAUUUCUCUCUUUUUUUUAAAUAAUAUUUUUUAUUAUUUUUAGCAUACAAAAUUUUUUAAGACAUACCACACAAAUUAUUAUACAUAUGUCCUUGUUUGGACUUCCUUCAGCAUCUCUGACAGGCUUCCAUCUUGAUUAUUUCUCCUGCAAUUCUUAACUUUACCUUUUCUAACAAAUCAUUUCUCCCUUUCCAUUUUUACAAUAUUUCUUAAAUUACUCCUCACAGAACUUUUUGUAGUCCUACAAACGUAAUCUGAUCAUCACAAAUACUUUUCAAAUACUCAGUAAAUUUAGUCCAGUCUUCGGUAAACCUCUGGUCCCGCCGGUCUCGGAUCCUUCCUGUUAGCUUGUCUAAUUCUGCGUAGUCCAUCAAUUUCAACCUCCAUUCUUCUAAUGUUGGUAGUUCUUCUUGCUUCCAUUUUUGGGCCAAUAAUAUUCUUGCUGCUGUUACUGCAUAUAAAAGCAACUUACAAUCUUUCCUGUUUAUAUCGUUUCCAACAAUACCUAAAAGGAAUGCUUCCGGUUUUUUAAUAAAAGUAUAUUUCAACAUUUUUUUCAACUCAUUAUAUAUCAUCUCCCAGAAGCAUUUCACCUUUUUACAUUCCCACCACAUAUGAUAAAAUUAUCCUUCUUUUUCGUUACAUUUCCAACAUUUAUUACUGACUUUAUACAUUUUUGUUAACUUAACUGGUGUGAUGUACCAUCUAUACAUCAUCUUCAUCACGUUUUCUUUUAAUGCAUUACAUGCAGUAAAUCCUAAACCUUCUUUCCAUAAUUUGACCCAAUCACUUAACUGAAUAUUAUAUCCUAAGUCUUUUGCCCAAUGAAUCAUAACUGAUUUUACCUCCUCAUCUUUCAAGUGCCAUUCAAGCAGUAAUUUAUACAUUUUUGACAGAAUUUUAAAAUCAUUAUUCAAUAUUUCUUGUUGAAACCUCGAUUCUUUUUCACAGAAACCAUUUUCUUUGAUAUCUUGUUUAAACACUUCAUUCACCUGAUAAUAAUGUAACCAAUCAUUAACAUGCUGUUUCACUUCUUCGUAUGGUUUCAAUUUCCAUUUUCCUCCUUCUUUAAUUCCCCCCCCCCAUUUCUCAGAGUUUUUUAGGGAGGAUGGCGGAGCUGGAGGAGGCAGAUAGCAGCUGGAGGGCGGCUCCUCUGGAGGGGAAGAGGUGGAGGCUGGACACGGCGCCUCCUGGCUCAGCUGGCCACGGCAGAUGGAGGCUCCGGGCAUGGCGCUGCUUUGGCACAGCAUGGCGGAGGCGGGCAAGGGCGGCAAGCUGAUGCUGGGAGGCACUGCAUCCAGCCUCCGCCUCUUUCCUGGCACCCUCCAGAACUUGGCACCCUGGCACCCCGCGCCACUAGCUUCUAUGGGUAUUCCUGCAUUGCAGGGGGUUGGACUAGAUGUCCCUCGUGGUCCCUUCCAACUCUACAAUUCCAUGAAAUCACAGGCUAUUUGGUUAUCAAAUGAUUUGGACAUGUUUUUCAGACAAUAGAUGAAAAGCCAUAUAUUUGCUUCCUUGAAGUCUUGAUGGGGACAGAAGGCUCCGUCACUAACAAGGCAUCUUAUCAAUUCUGCACCUGCCAACGUUUGGUUUAGCUGCUGGAAGGAAAUACCAGUGGUACCUCGGGUUACAUACACUUCAGGUUACAGACUCAGCUAACCCAGAAAUAGUACCUCAGGUUAAGAACUUUGCUUCAGGAUGAGAACAGAAAUCGUUCUCCAGUGGCAUGGCAGCAACAGGAGGCCCCAUUAGCUAAAGUGGUGCUUCAGGUUAAGAACAGUUUCAGGUUAAGAACGGACCUCCAGAACGAAUUAAGUUCUUAACCCGAGGUACCACUGUACUCCUAAAACUUAGUCCUGCUUAGAGAUGUGGGACACCUUUAACAAUAUAAAGGGGGGUGGGGACAGGGGCAGAAUGGUGUUGAUGAAAGAAAGAAGAAUGGCAGAAACAAAGUUACCCUUAGUCUAAUUUAUGCCUCUGUGCUGAGCUUCCGUUGUGCAGCUAAACAGAGAGGUGUGUGCAUGCAUGGUUUUGUUGUGUGUUUUUAAAUCGAUUUUGCUUCACUUUAAACAUGAAUUAGGCAUGCCUGUGAGUGUGAAGGGGUGGAACUGUGGAAGAAAAGCAUGAAAAGAACUUGGAAUUUGUACGGGGGGGCAGGGAGGGGCAGAUACUGCUCCCUGCGCCCCCUUAAAUCAAUAAAAAUCAAUAAAAAUACAUAGCUAAGGUUCUUCCCCCCCCCCCAACAAAAGGCCCUGCCGCAACAAAAAUCCUGGCUUCGCCCAUGGCCCAGAGUAUCAAAUAUCAUUCUUUAUAUGUGUGAAUGAGCCAUUACAGACUGUCAUAUCAUUAUAUGUUGCCUUAAAACACAAUUCAGUGGAAUCAGCUGACACAUUCUGCUGCAAGUCCUCAUCAGGUGGUAGUUAGUAGUCAGAGAUAACCGAGGUCGAGUGAUGCACACAAUUGUCUGAAACAGCCCUAAGUGUUAUCUAAUUUCAAAAAUCAAACCUUGGCCGGUAGGUGCUAUUCAAAAACACAGACAAAAUACAUUCCACUUAUGUCUCAGCUCAUGUUCCUGGCACUACAGACCUCAAGAGAUUCUUGAACACUGAAAGCCUAUAAGGAAGGACAAUCCAUUCCUAUGGCUCACUGUUCUCCCCCCCCCCCCCAGGCUAAAAAACCCCGGCUGAUUGAUUGAGCAAUCAAAACUGGAAAGUGCUGGCGUUUCUAGACAAACAACUGUCACAGAAACACUAUACACAUCAGUAAUACAGAAAAGCCACAAGCUGGAUCCCUGCCAAAAAAUAAGAUUUCUCUCCACAGUGAAAUAUGCAGAAUUAAGAUCAGUGUACAGGUGUAAUCAACACCAGCUUGCUGACAGAAUACAGCUACCGGAUUGUGAGUGAUCUCUCCACCCAGACAAUUAGAACAGCUGACAGUGUAGAUUGUUUUGAUCGUUUGAUCUGUGCCUCCCCAUAACUGGCUGACACGAAAGUUUGGCGGGAGCAUGGAGAUUCACAGCACGAUGAGAUCUGAUUUGCUUAGUCAGCAAUCUGAGAUGCUUUGGUUAAGGAUGAGUAAAUCUGUCCAUUUCGGUACUUCACUUUCCCAAUCUUAAAUUCAGUUCUUCACAUUUCCACAUUAGUUUGUGAUUUAUUGAUGUUUGUUUAAAGUUCUCGUGAAAAUUCAUCAGGAUUUUAAUGCUGAUCCUAAAAUACACAUUUUUGUAUGCAGUUUUCCCUAAGAAGCACAUUUUUGCAAAGUCAUUUCCCCUACUGUAAUGUAUUUGUGUGUGUAAUUUUCACUAAUAUAUGCAUUUUUAUGCACAGUAGGUGCAUUUUUAUGCCCUAGUAGGUGCAUGAAUGAGGGACGUGGGUGGCACUGUGGGUUAAACCACAGAGUCUAGGGCUUGCCAAUCAGCAGGUCGGCGGUUCGAAUCCCCGCCACGGGGUGAGCUCCCAUUGCUCGGUCCCUGCUCCUGCCAACCUAGCAGUUCGAAAGCGCAUAAAAGUGCAAGUAGAUAAAUAGGUACUGCUCCAGCGGGAAGGUAAACGGCGUGCGCUGCUCUGGUUCGCUAGCAGCGGCUUAGUCAUGCUGGCCACAUGACCCGGAAGCUGUAUGCCGGCUCCCUCAGCCAAUAAAGCCAGAUGAGCACCGCAACCCCAGAGUCAUCCGCGACUGGACCUAAUGGUCAGAGGCCCCUUUACCGUUUACCUACGUGCAAGAAUAGUGCAAAGUGGUGGAUUUAUACUGGACCAUCCACAUAUCAUUCUGUUUUUGGAGUCAUUCUGUUAUGCUUCUCCAUUGCUACUGCACCAAACAUUUAAAGUAUGAUCUUAACACUUGAAACAAUCACGGCUACCCCCAAAAAACACUGGGAAAUAUAGCUUGUUUAGGGUUCUUCAGGGUCUUAGCGCACCAAAGGAAGAUGAGCAAAGCGAACCCAGAAGAGGUUCAGAUAUGCUUAUUGGGGGCUGAAAGGUAAAAUGGAAAGUGGGAGAGCUAAGUCUGGGUUCUUUUCCCUGCGUCAUGGUACCUGCCUCUAUGACAUCAAAGUCAGAUGUGGGGCAGGGUGGGGGGAAUAAACCACAGCAAACAUAAAGCUCAGCGAUGUGAAAACCCUUGGUACCAAGCCUUGCUUGGUAAAUAGACCGUACAGGAAACUGAAGAGCAAUAUUUGGUUUCAGCGACACAAACAUGAGGAAGUGGAACUCAUAAUAUGUAUUAUAGGUCAGGUUAUGACCGUAACAGCUGUCUUGCUGAAAAGGAGUGAAACCGUGAGCAAAAGGGUAAGAAAAAAAGCAUGUCAUCACAAUAGGGAAGGGGCUUUUUCAAGUGUUUUGACCACAUCCUUCUCCUACUCAUAAUGCGGUACUUUUAGCUUCCGUAUCCAACUCAGCAUCACCAUAAUUAACACAUCCCCCCCCCCAGUUGUUUUAGGUGUAUGUCCUCAGCUUGUCAGGGACGCGGGUGGCACUGUGGGUUAAACCACAGAGCCUAGGACUUGCUGAUCGGAAGGGCGGCGGUUCGAAUCCCCGCGACGGGGUGAGCUCCCGUUGCUCGGUCCCUGCUCCUGCCCACCUAGCAGUUUGAAAGCACAUCAAAGUGCAAGUAGAUAAAUAGGUACCACUCUGGCGGGAAGGUCAACGGCGUUUCCGUGCGCUGCUCUGCUUCGCCAGAAGCGGCUUAGUCAUGCUGGCCACAUGACCCGGAAGUUGCACGCCAGCACCCUCAGCCAAUAAAGCGGGAUGAGCGCCGCAACCCCAGACUCAGCCACGACUGGACCUAAUGGUCAGGGGUCCCUUUACCUUUACCUUUUACCUCAGCUUGUCAGUAAUAUGACUGUUGUAUGCAACCCCGGUCUCUGAGCAGUGAGAGACUCCUGUGCUUACCCAGGGUUCCUGUUUCCUUGGAAUGAAGGUCAGUGAAAACGCUGGUAUCUUUAGGAUAUAUUGUUCUGAGUGUAGGAUAGAGGGGCUCAUAGCAGGAACACCCCAAUAGGUCUCGUACCUUGGAAGUCAAACGGAAUCCCUUCCAGAAGUUCAUUCGACUUCCAAAACGUUCAGAAGCUCCUGCAGCCAAUUAGAAGCCGCGCCGGACAUUCGGGUUCCAAAGAACGUUCGCAAAUCGGAACGCUCACUUCCGGGUUUGCGGCAUUUGGGAGCCAAAACGUUCGGCUCACAAGGUGUUUGUCAACCAAGGUACGGCUGUACACAAUAAAAGGGAUAUGUGGAGAAGGCCAAGGAUCUCAGGCAAGGGAGGGGGAAGCGCCAAACAGCAUACGCAGAAUACUGUACUAUUUAUAGCCUCUGAACAUUGCACUGCUUCUUUCAUUUCAGCUCUCUUAAAAGAUCCCCACGCAGACUUUGGAUGUGAUAUAUUAUCAGCCUUAAGACCAACCACGCUUCUGAUGGAUCCUCAUAGAAAAUGGACUGUAUGUGUACAACUGCUUGUGUGGCUUAGCUGUGCCUUUGCUUCAGGAAACUGGCCUCGAACAAAGAGAAAAAUGGGAGGGCAGCCAGCUCACUUCACACCUUAGCCCUGGAACCUAUUUCUAAAGCCUCAGAACUUGUGCUGUAUUAAACAAAGAUGCCUUCACUUCCGAGUAAAGCGACGAUUUCUAUUAUACCGUGAGGGCUGUGUAUGCUUAGGCUCUCUCUGUCGAAGUGGCUAGACAAAUUUACAAAGCAACACUCACACAGGAAUUUUGGCAAUGGAAUCUUUAGACUCCUCCUACGACUUGCUCUCUCUCUCUCUCUCUCUUUUUUUUAAAAUGAUGUUUAUUAAAAUUUCAAAAAAUACAAAGCUUACACAAAAACAAAACAAAAACAAAAAGUAAAGAUAAAAAUAUAAAAAAUAAAAAUAAAAAUAUGAGAAAAUAGAAGAUACAGAAAAAAAAUAAAGAAAAAAACAAAACAAGUUCAUUAUUUUCAGAUCCUUAACUGUCAUUACCUUCUUUCUUAGACCUCCUCCUCCUCUCUUCCUUUGUAUUCUAGUUGUUAAUUAUCCCAGCAAAUCCUUUCCUUUCCAUGUUUCAAAAAAAGAAAAAAUUCUAUCAUUACAUUACCCUCGACUAAUUUAAUCCUAUCUUUCUAUAAUAAAAUAAACCUUAAAGUUUAAAAUUUAAGUCUUAACUUUACCAACUUCUUGUGUUCAUAAUGUUCUUUCAUAAUUCUUUAUGCAUCUUUACUAAAGCCAGGUAAUUUCUUCCAACAUUUUUCUAUCAUUCAUCAACUUUGUAAAACAUUCUAUUAAUAAAGAAAAAGAAAAAUAUAAACAAGUCCAAUCUUUAUCCAACGUCCCUUCCUCCUGGUUCCGGGAUUUGUUAGUCUUUGCUUUGUUCUAUUUACAAAAGAACGGAAGGGUGACUUCCUGUUUAGCCCUUCCUGCUCUGUACCGAAUUCAAUAGAUUUUUUUUUCUUUUUUAUAGUCCAAUUCUGUCCCUACGCGGCUUCACUCCACAGAAGAAGCAGACGACUCACAGCACAGCGCCACUUCCCCGCUCUGUUCCGGAGCUCGUUGCCGGGUUCCUUUGCAGAUUGGGGGGGCGCAAACAGUGCCCGCCGAGUCCCAGGGUCACAGGCUUCACCCGCCUGUGAUUUAAGGGGUCCCCGCUGCGCCGAAGCGGUGUCAGACCCAAUUUCUGUGGAGCAGAUUCCCUCCGGAUUAGAGGGAAUCCGCCAUUACCAUUGGCGCCACCUCCGGAAGUCUCUACGACUUGCUCUCUCUCUCCCCCCCCCCGCUUUACCUGUCUCUCCUCUGACCACGUGACCUUUGGACCCACCCACAUUCACCUGGAGCUCUCCGGCAGCUCCUGAUUCUCUCCAGGAGACCUCAGCUUUGUUCCGGAGAGUUUUUCCUUUGCACUGGACUGCCAUGGACUGAGGCUAUAUGUCAUUUAUUCCCUUCCCUUCUAACCGUUGACACUGGGGUCGUCUUGCAGCUAUUCCCACCUGACUUUCUACUGCAGGAGAGCAGAACGAGGGGCUCUUUGGGAACAGCCAGGUGCUUUCAUCCAGGUCACCGGCGUACCUGUUUUCCACCUGCGAUUUCCGCACAGGUGAGUUGGCAGCACGCAGGCAGCUUGGAAACCAAGCUGGCUUAAAAAAAGAAAGGAAAAAAGGGCGCUUUGCUUUCCAAACGGGGUGUGAUUUGUUUUGGUUUUCGUUCUGUGCCUCUGCGGUCCAAGGAAUUGCUACGUCUUCCUGGACCUGGCUCUGAAACAGGAAAAAUAACUUUUAGAGAGUUUUCACAUUUCUGUAGCUCUUUUGAUCAGAAGCUUAGAGUUAGACAAAGGUAAAUUCAGCAUCAGCCUAUAAUAAUGAUUGUAUGAAGACUCCAUACAAAUUACUCCAGACUUGAAAGAAUCAUCAGAAUGCUUCAAUAAACAGGAUGCUGAAUCUUUUUAGUCUUGUGUUGCUCUGACACAGGGUUUCCCAAACUUUGGUCCCCAGCUGCUUCUGGACUACAGUUCCUAUCGUCCCUGACCACUGGUCCUACUAGCUAGGGGUGAUGGGAGUUGUAGUCCAAAAAAGAGUUGGAGACCCAAGUUUGGGAAACUGUGCUCUAACAGCACAAUACUGCAUGUCUAAUCAGAUGUGAGCCCCAUUGUUUUCAAAGGAGCAUACAGUACUUCCAGAAAUAUGUGCAUGGGACUGCAGCCUAACCUGGUUUGUCUGAAAGGAAGUUAUAGUCUCCCUGGGACAGUGUCUAUCAGGGCUGCUUACCUGUGGCUUUGCAGGUACUUUUUGCAACUCCCAUCAACCCUACCUAGGGUCCAAUAGUCAAGGAGGGCAGGAGGUCACAGGUCAGCCAUCCCUACUUGGGAUUGUAUUCUCUAUGGUCACUCAUCUGUACCAUACCUUUAAAGCACUCUUAUACCAUUUUAACAUUCAUGAAUCCUGGGAACUGUCGUUUGUUGAGGGUGCUGGGAAUUGUAGCACUGUGAUGAUUAAGCCCAGCAUCUUUUUGGGGAGAUGCCAUGACUGUGAAAGUGGUAUAAAUGUGCUUUAAAUGUGUAGUGUGGAUGUGACUGUAGUAGUUAUUAAUCUAAGGUAAAGGACCCCUGACCAUUAGGUCCAGUCGUGACCGACUCUGGGGUUGCGGCGCUCAUCUUCCUUUAUCAGCCAAGGGAGCCGGCGUACAGCUUCCGGGUCAUGUGGCCAGCAUGACUAAGCCGCUUCUGGCGAACCAGAGCAGCGCACGGAAACACCAUUUACCUUCCCGCUAGAGCGGUACCUGUUUAUCUCCUUGCACUUUGACGUGUUUUUGAAUUGCUAGGUUGACUGGAGCAGGGACCGAGCAACGGGAGCUCACUCUGUCGCGGGGAUCUGAACCGCCGACCUUCUGCUCUGCAAGUCCUAAGCUCUGUGGUUUAACCCACAGCGCCACCCGCGUCCCUAUUAUUAUUAAUCCCGUUAUUAAUCUACGUCGCUGCUUAUUGGAGUAGAAACUCUCUAACCUAGAGGACUCAUCCUCACAGCCCCACAGAUUUUUUAAAAAAUGGUAAAAGUUGGCAACCUGAGCAAUAUAGGAAUGAUAAUAAUACUCGCCUACCUUACAGGGUUGUUGUCAGGAUUAGGAGAGGAUGUUAUGUGAAGCGCUCUGAAAAGACUAUAUGAAUGUUAAGUAUUAUUCUACCCGUGGCCCCUUAGCAAACAUCCCCUAAAACUACAGUGCGGAAAUUUGUUAACAGGAACGUUAUUUGCUGAUGCUCGAGUCUGUCUGACGCAAACCGUUGGGACUAUAUCCUUGGGCAGCAAGGGGAAGCGGCUGGUUUUCUUUCACUUUUGAUUAUGCUGUAAAUAAUUUCUAAAAAUCCUAAGCACUCUUGUUUGCCAAUAACUUCUGAAAUCCUAAGCACUCUUUUUUGGAGGCAGGUCCAGGGUCAGUUCCUUCCUAAAGGCUUCCCGAGCCAUCAUUAGGGCAGUAAUUAUUUUUAAAGACUUAAAAAACAAAGCUGUGUGCAGUCUGAUAAUUACUUUACAACACUUAUCUGUGACUUUGCAAAGGAUCCUGGGAGGACACGCCUCUUGGAUCGUGCAGAGCCUGGCACGACAGAGAGUGCCUUUCUGCCAGCCCGGAGGAGCAAGCCUUGCAGGGCGCAGUGGGAUGACCUUUGGAGGAAAUAUGCACAAGUUCAGGCUGCGAAUGAUUAACUUGCUUGAUAAAUGUAGGGGCAGAAAGCCAAGCUCGUGCCAUUUCAAAUGGUGGAUUUCUGAAAACGACUGAGUAACAGCUCUGCCCUGUUCCCUUAAGGACUUCUCUUUAAGAAUGGGCACGCAGGAGAGUGGCAAUAGGGUUAUUGUUUUGUUACACACUCCGGUUUCGGAUUCCUCCUAAGGAGCGUAAUUACCACGCCUCCUGUGUUGUCUUGCUGGUCAGUUCCACUGACCACUCUUUGUCAAAGUAGACAGUACCCAAGACCAGAUAUUUUGGUACCAGAGAUAGAAAAACCCCACCUCCCCUCCCUCACUCCCCAGCAGUAAAAGCAACAAUAAUGAAUCAAUUUACUAACAGCUUGCUGCCUUUCCAUGACACCCCGAAAUCAGCUGCCUGAGGCAGUUGCUUUGCCUGCCUAAUUGCUGGAGCGACUCUGUCUCUCCAGCUUUCUUGUUAUAUUGGGCUCUUAUCAAGUUCCCAGCAGUUGUCCCCAUGUUAUCAGACAGUAGAGCAGCAACUGUUUUAUCUGUGGGGAGGAACCAGUUGUAUAAUACCAGCAGUGUGUCCUUCCCAGAAAUGGGGGUUUCCUAACAAUGGGGGUUUCCCUAACUGUUGUUAGGAAACCCCCAUUUCCUUCCCAGAAAUACUAUUUUGCAGAGUUUCCCAUGAAGAGGGACCUCUGGGAAUUGUAGCACCAGGAAGGGAAUCAGGAUCCCCUAACAACUCUUAGCACCCUUAACAAACUAUAACUCCCAUAAUUAUUUGCGGGAAGCCAUAAUUGUUUAAAGUGCUUUGAAUUUAUAGCGCUUUGAAUUUAUGAUGUGAACGUGGCCUUAUUUGAAGUUGUUGACUCCUCCGUCCAUCUAAGGCUGCAAAUCCUAUGCACACAGACUUGGGAGCAAAUUCUGUUCAACUCAGACUUUGGAGGAGUUACUUCUGAGUAAACAGAAGCAAGCAGGCAUUGACAUAAUAGGGCUUCUGAGUGAACGUGCUUAGGUUCACACUAUAGUACAGGUUGUAAAUGCCCUCAGAAGGAAAACCAGUGUGGUGCAGUGGUUCACGUCUUGGACUAGGACCUCAGAGAUACGAGUUCAAAUCACCACUCAGCCAUGAUGCUCAUUGGGUGAUCUUAGUUCAGUCAUCAUCUCUCAGCCUAACUUACCUCAGACACUAUCCAUUUAAAGCAGAUGGCUUCCUCCCCCAAAAUCUGGGAAUUGUAGUUUAUCCCUCACUGGGCUACAGUUCCCAGCACCAUUAACAAACUAAGGUUCCCAAGAUUCUGUGGAGGAAGCCAUGUGUGGGUGGUGUUGUGAGGAUAAAAUGGGGAAAGAGCCUUGAGGUACCUGGAGAAAAGUAAUGAGAAAUGCAUAAAUAAAUUUCUGUAUUUCAGCACAUUUACAACUCCCGGCUUCUGAACCUGCUCCUGGUAAGCUUUCUUUUAACUGCAGUUUCAUCUGCAGCAAUUAGCAGGUAUUAAUGUUUAGCACCAUGCUAUGAAGUGCUUCGCCUGCUGAUUUCUACAGAUCAGACUUCUGUUAACAGGAACCGGGAGUAAGCCAGACCCAGUUGGGAAUCCAAUUUAAAAUGGAAAAUGAUUAAAAAAUAAAACCAAUUACCUGGUUAGGCUCCUCAUUGGUAAUGCUUUUUUAACCACCUGGCAGAUUCCCUCUCCACAGGCCUGGCCCAAGAUAUUUAGCUGCCUGAGGCGAAGAAGGAACCCCCACUCUCUGUCAAAGUAGACAGUACCCAAGGCCAGAUAUUUUGGUACUAGUGGCAGAAAAACCCCACCUCCCCUCCCUCACUCCCCAGCAGUAAAAACAACAAUAAUGAAUCAAUUUACUAACAGCUUGCUGCCUUUCCAUGACACCCCGAAAUCAGCUGCCUGAGGCAGUUGCUUCGCCCUGCCUAAUUGCUGGAGCGACUCUGUCUCUCCAGCUUUCUUGUUAUAUUGGGCUCUUAUCAAGUUCCCAGCAGUUGUCCCCAUGCUAUCAGACAGUAGAGCAGCAACUGUUUUCUCUGUGAGGAGGAACCAGUUGUAUAAUACCAGCAGUGUGUUGUGUCUAAUGCCUGUGUUGUUGUUUUUUCGUAAGUGAAGGCUGGCAGAUAAGAGAGAGCUACUGUAUCACGCGAAUGGGUGGUGUUAUCCCAGAAUAUAUAUUGGAGGACACUCUUGAACCCAGAUCUUUGGCACUGUCUCAUGUCCUCCUUUCAGGGCGCAUCAUGUGGAGUCCUCCAUGUCUUCUUUUGCUGUUCCAAGCCCUCAGCCAAAGCUUUGCCGUUCCACUCCAGAAGCAGCCAGAACACCAGCAGACUCCAGAGGAUCAAGGUAAGUUGAGGGUUGGGGGACACGCGCACACGCACGCACACACACACACACACACACCCUUGCCAGGACUGCCUGCAUCUGUUUUCAAAAGGAAUCGCACUGUGGGAUAACGCAGAAUCCAUCUGCUUUUAUUCUGGGAAUGAUGAAUCCACUUUGUCGAGGAGCACAUUUCAGGGGCAAAGAUGCAACAGGGAUUGUGUGUGUGGACUAGGUGGAAAAAACCAAGAACUUGCUUUUCACCGAUUGUAAAAGAAAAUGUUGUGCAUGCAGAGUCUAAAGGAACAAAGAGCCUGGAGGUCACAGGUGACUUUUUAAGGUUAUUUGAAGUGAGGAAAAUGCCUACAUAAGAGCUGUAAAGUAGAACGAGUUCCCCCUAAAUAGGCCUUUCUUAAGCCUUCUUUAUUGACGUUUGUACCUUCCUCCCAAGAGAUGCGGGUGGCGCUGUGGGUUAAACCACAGAGCCUAGGACUUGCCGAUCAGAAAUUGGAGGUUCGAAUCCCCGCGACGUUGCUCGGUCCCUGCUCCUGCCCACCUAGCAGUUCGAAAGCACAUCGAAGUGCAAGUAGAUAAAUAGAUACCGCUCCGGCGGGAAGGUAAACGGCAUUUCCGUGCGCUGCUCUGGUUCGCCAGAAGCGGCUUAGUCAUGCUGGCCACAUGACCCAGAAGCUGUACGCCGGAUCCCUCGGCCAAUAAAACGAGAUGAGCGCCGCAAUCACAGAGUCGGCCACGACUGGACCUAAUGGUCAGGGGUCCCUUUACCUUCCUACUGGCAGCUAGGAUAUCAUGCAAGGAUUUUUUCAUCCCAGCCACCCAUGUCUUCCCACCCCAGAAACUCUAUGAUUAGGCUUUGGGCUUAGCCAAAGUCCUGCACUGAGCUUCAUGGCUGAGUGAGGAUUUGAACCUCUUUCUCCAGCACUUCAACCACUGCACACCACCACUAGCUCUCUUACUGUCUUUAAGAAAUCUACAUCCAGCCAAUGAGAGGUUUGUCCCACUGGCUGUGGUAGCAAUGAGAAGCCCAAGCUCCCUGCACUGCCCCUCUCAUUCCUAAACACAGACGUCACAGCAAGCAAAUAACCAGCGAGUGCAUUGGACCCUUGCGGAACCACAUUCCACAUUUUCCAAUGAAUACAAUAUAUGGGGGGGGGCAUCUCAUUUCCUCAAACUGUGUGCAAUAAGCUUUUGAGUUCUAACGAAGGGUCAUUCAACCAGGAAAUGAAGGCAUGUGACUGUGAGCAACGAAAAAAGCAACAAUGCCUCAUGCCUAGUGUCUAAAACAGCUCACCUGGAAAGGUUGGGAAAGUAUCAAAGCAAGCAGUGACAUUUGAAGAAAGGAGAAGGACCUGAUGGGUGCAGCUGUCAGCUCCCAGGCCUUUUGGACCUCCCAGAAGCCUCUGCUAUACCUGCAAAAUCCCGUAUUUUUCGCUCGAUAACACGCACCUGACCAUAACACGCACAUAGUUUUUAGAGGAGGAAAACAAGGGGAAAAAAUUCUGAAUGAAACAGUGGAUGUAUCAUUUUUGUGCUUCAUGCUGUGGCCACAGACAUGUGAUUUGACGGUGAGUUUGGGGUAGCCCAAUGCAAAGAUCCUGAGGAUCCAUGUGGAUCCGUGCUUUGUAACCACGUUUUAAGUGGGGAGGGAAGAAAAAACACAGAAGGCUCAAGGAGCAGGGGAGGGGUGUGUGGAGAAGCAGCUGGCUAACAAUGCAGGAGAGGGGUUUAACGGGAGGGAGGAAAGGAAGGCAAAAGUUUCCUCCCACCCCCCCCAAGCCAGCCCUCUCUCUCUCUCCCACCUGCAUGUUUUCCGGCUGCCUGCGAGUCCAUGGAAUGCUGGACGAAGCAGCAGCACCGGAGCACGGAGAGGAGGAGGUGGUGGCUGUCGGCUGCGCUCCUAGCCGACGGAACCUGAGCUGAUGUGCGCAGUGUGACUAGGAAGGAAUUAGAAGGAAGGACACGAUCCUUUCCUUUCCCCUCUGUUUGCCAGGAGGGCAGGGGAUUUCCCUGCUCUUUGUUGCGUUUGAGCAAACACAGCAACCGAAAACAGGAGAGGGUGGGCAGUAAGACCUUGAGGCAGAAUGCAGGAAAGCAGCAACCUCCUCUCUUUAGCCUUCCCUCCUCCGUGCGAUCUGAUUUUUGCCCCUGUACUCAGGCCAGUCGGCUCCAGGGACCACACAUUCGCUCAAUAACACGCACAGACAUUUCCCCUUACUUUUUAGGAGAAAAAAUGUGAGUGUUAUAGAGAGAAAAAUACGGUAAAUGCUGCCAUUCUCAGUCCUCUUCAUAUGCAACGUCCCCUAGAGGGUGGAAAGUGUAUGUUAACUGGCUGGGGUUGAUGGGAGUUGUCGUCAAAAACAUCUGGAGGGCACCAUGUUGGCAAAGGCUGGUGUAUGUGAAAAUAACUGAGGACUUCAGCGUGACACACCCAAGAAUACUGGGAGCUGGUGUUUGCUAAGGGUGCUGAGAGUGGUUAGGAGACCCUAGUUCCCCCUCCCAGAGUUCCCUGGGAAGAGGGAUUGGCUGUUAAACCACUAUGGAACUGCAGAGAGGAAUGUGAGUCUCCCAUACCGUCCAACUUUUUACUACGUAAAAUCGGGGUGAGAGCGCGAUAUUGCGGCACCCCCAAUGGCCACUGAGAUCUCAUACGCAUGUCCCAUUUUUCCCGGGGCAACUUGAAAGGCAUGGGCUCCUAACAAGUGUGUUUCCUUGACAAAUUACAGUCCCUAGAAUUCUGUAGGGGAGCACAGGGCAGAGGGCACACAGGGUCAAAGGUUCUCCACUUUGGUGUAGCAACAACUCCCCUUUCUUUGAGAGAACAAAUGACCCUUGGUCCUAGGACAGUGGUGGCGAACCUAUGGAGCCCUCUCUGUGGGCACGCGCGCCGUUGCCCCAGCAGGGCCAUAGCUAGGGGGUGAAACAGGUGCUUCAGCGCUGCAGGAGGCUCCUGGCCGCUUCCAGCAUGGUCCCAGCACUGCUAGGGCACCAUUUUCACCCUCGGGGCCAUGCUGGGGGGAGGAGGAGAGGAGGGCUUGUGUUGGGAAACUGCUGCUCUGUCCUGGCCUCAACUUUUGAUGCGCCAGGGCCUCCCGCCAGUUUGUCGUUCCUUACUCAAGAGUAAGCCACCUUGAGUUCAGCAAGGUUAGACAAAUUAUCAGCAUGCGUGCAACAGCAAAAAUCACAUUACUUGUUCAGAAGCAUGCCAAAUGCAAACUUUUACCUUUUUUAAAAAAAGUUGUUUGUAUCAUUGAAAGCUCUGUUAUUGUGUUUUUUUCUUUUAAGACAAAAGAUGUUAAUGUAUGUUUUUUUCUAAACUAAAACCUCAGUAUUCAGUUUAAAUUGCCGUGUUGGCACUUUUUGAUAAGUGGGUUUUGGGUUGCAGUUUGGGCAUUCGGUCUCUAAAACGUUCACCAUCACUGUCCUAGGACAUCUUGCCUUCUCUAAACUCCGGGAUAAUAUCUUAUGGUUUCUAUUCUCAGUGAUCCUGGAUGACUCUACUGCACAUCGAUUCCUGAGCCGUAAGCCUCUUUAUAACCACUGGGAUUUUGAGCUGUUCACGCCAGGCGACUUGCAGCGCGAAUGCAUAGACGAAAUUUGCAACUACGAAGAAAUGCGCGAAGUCUUUGAGGACGACUUCCAAACAGCUGAGUAUGGGGAAAGCCUUGGGCUUGGGAGCAACAUAGCAUCUAGCAUAGAGAUUUUUAAACUGUUCUGCUGCACUUCUAGGUAGUCGCAAAAAACACACCCAGAAUUAUAGAGGGGGAAAUGAUUCAGGGCCAACAGGGAUAAAUGCCAAAUUAAAAUCUGAUGCAGCUGUCUGUACCUGCUGAGUGAAAGGAGAACCUAGCAACACCUGCCUGCUACAUAGCAACGUGUCUUCAUGACUGCACCAGGGCGACUAGAGUAAAACUGGAGUUUUAAUUUGAUAGCCUUUCUAGCAACCUGCCAAAGGGCUAUAAUGUCAGGAAUGUGGUUAGCAAAGAAGAAGCAAAUCAAAAUACAGUAGUUGUCUGCCAUCGUACAACAAACGUAAAGGCUUACUAAGGUAGUGGACUGGUUGCAGAGGGGGAGAGAGAGAGCAUUCGAAAACCAGGACCUCUGCUUUUCCGGGAAGAGAUUAAAUAAAUUAAUAGCAAGAGGGUUGUUGUUUAUACAGACAUGGGGGUAAAGCCUAAUUGCUAAGUUCUCUAGAAAGGAGUUUAAUAUUGGGGGCAGACCAAUUCUGCCCCCCCCCAUGCUAAAAAGGUAAAGGGACCCCUGACCAUUAGGUCCAGUCGUGACUGACUCUGGGGUUAUGGCGCUCAUCUCGCUUUAUUGGCUGAGGGAGCUGGCAUACAGCUUCCGGGUCAUGUGGCCAGCAUGACUAAGCUGCUUCUGGCGAACCAGAGCAGUGCACGGAAACACCGUUUACCUUCCCGCCAGAGCAGUACCUAUUUAUCUACUUGCACUUUGACGUGCUUUCAAACUGCUAGGUGGGCAGGAGCAGGGACCGAGCAAUGGGAGCUCACCCCGUCGCGGGGAUUCGAACCACCGACCUUCUGAUCGGUAAGUCCUAGGCUCUGUGGUUUAACCUACAGCGCCACCCGCGUCCCUCCCCCCCAUGCUAGGCCCAACAUUUUAUAUUAAAAAAAUUAAUAAACCACACUGACUGCACUGCACAUUUAAAAUAUUAUUUCCUGCCAUCGUCUGUGCACCUAGAUUUAUGAAGUUGAAAACUGAAAGGGCGGAAGCAGACAAAAAGCAGCUCUGAGUCAUGCUUUACCUGCUGUACAUUUGGAAACUGAAAUUGUGAUUGAUGUAAACUGAGGAUGAGGGAAGUUGUGAUUCUGUGUUGCAUUCAAUGUGUGGUCAGGGUCCUCAUACAUGAAGCGGGGACAAGAUUCCAUGCUUCCCUUAGAAGACAAUAAAGCCCUGGUGCUUCAGAGCCAAGGAAAACCAGGGAACAUCGUUUGUCAUGAACUACAGUGCUCCAUGUCAGGACUCGUCUAGGGAAUUUGGAGCAGGUAGAUUCCUAGCAUAGUAAAAGAGUCACGUGCAAACAGGCCUCAGGAUUCCUAUUACAGAGCUAUGUCCUGGUCUCUGGAUGGUUCAGGGCAGGCAGGGAGUGAAACCAGCAGCAGCAAGAGAUGGAUUGCUGAAAUAAAUCCGUGACUAGGCUGGGGCUCGUUUGCAUCUCAGUUUCCUGGGGGGAGAGUGAUAAGGGCUGCAUCAAAUUGGGAAAUCAGUGUGUGUGAGAUCAGUUUAAACACCACCCUAUUCUGAACUGUGAAGGUGAUUCAAGAUGACGUGUGUGUGUGUGUGUGUGUGUGUGUGUGUAUUUGUGUGGUUUCUGGGGUAUCUUCUCCUUUGUAUGUUUAGAUUUUGUGUCUCUUCCUAUCUUGACAGGCUAUGCAGUUUCCAACAUUUCCAUGUAACUAAACGCAAGAGAAGCCAAAGUAGAUUCUCGGCAGAAACUGCCCAAUAUUAUUUCUCCCUUCUCUCUAAAUACACUCUCUCCUGUAUCCAAGGCCUUUCAUCCCUUUCUUUGCCAUCCACACCAGGAGAUCCUUCUCCUUUCCUCAGUCCCUGUGUUCCCCCACAAUGGAGACUGGUCCAUUGCCAACUGCAUCCAGGCCUCAGCUUAGACCCCCACCUGCCUGCCUGCUUGCAACCAGUCCAGGGGCUGGCCCUGGCUGUCAGUUUUCUCCUCCAUCAUCUUAGUGUUUCCCUUGCACAGCUUGGCAGGGAGGUGGAAGACGACAAAAAUGAGAAAUAGUUGGCUCUCAGUGGCUCUAGCACCACCUAGAGUUGGCCUCCCUGCCUUCAGACCCAGCAGUCCUAAAUAGGCACCAGCCGCCACUGUUCCCCCAAGCUUAUGCCCUCUGCUCUCAUUGGUUGAGAGCAUUUCUCUAGUAAGUGCAUCCCUUUAGUCUGGUGAUGAGGACUUCGUGGUCCUCCAGAGAUUGGGCUGCAUUUGCCAUGAUCCCUGACCAUUGGUCAUGCCGGCUGGGGCUGAUGAGAGUUGCAAUCUGACAACAUCUGGAGGGCCACAGGUUCCCAGUCCUUCUUUGCACCAGUCCCCUUAAAUCCCCAAAUACUGAAUUGAAUGUAUGAAUGCUCCAACACAUGCCACAGUGGCAGGUCGCCAGCGCUUGAACUGGCUCAGUUAAUACAGUGGUACCUUGGGUUACAUACGCUUCAGGUUACAUACGCUUCAGGUUACACACUCCGCUAACCCAGAAAUACUGCUUCAGGUUAAGAACUUUGCUUCAGGAUGAGAACAGAAAUUGUGCUCUGGCGGCACGGCGGUAGCAGGAGGCCCCAUUAGUUAAAGUGGUGCUUCAGGUUAAGAACAGUUUCAGGUUAAGUAUGGACCUCUGGAACGAAUUAAGUACUUAACCCAAGAUACCACUGUACUUAGAAUUUGUUUUCUGGGUUUCUGUGUGGAAGCAUUUGCAGGACCAGAAUUAAUUGGGGAAACUGCUAUUUAUAAAGAUAACGUGUGCACCCUUGUGCACUUUUUCAAGUUUUUUUGCUGGUGCUGCGAGGGCAUAGACACAGACAAUAGAACUGGCUUAUUCGCUCCUUAUCUUUGUGUCAGCUAGCAUUAUCUCGAGGAAGCGCUGUGUUGUUUUCUCUGUAGCAUUCAUGUUUAUUGACAUAUUACAUCUUUAUUUCACACCAGCCCGUUCUUAAAUGCAGAGUACUACUUCAUGGUAAUCGAGAUUCAGAACCCUUGUAGCCCGAGGUGAUUUGUUUGUAGUUUAGAAACCAGAAGAACCGCAAAUAACGUGUAACCUUCCUUUACUGUAGUCAAGAGGUUAGUUAUCGCAGUAUUCGCCCUUGAUAGUGGAAGACCUAAACAGCCCUAGAGGGGCGAGUCUGUUGCAGCAAUUGAGGCCGUGGUUUCCUGUCCCGCUGCAGGUGCUAAUUAGCUGAGCAAUGCUAAGCUGAUUGUGUUAAUCGACAAUUACUGCUGUUGUAAAUGGCGGCUGAACUGGUUUCGCUUAUAUUUCAGCUUUAAUUGAAUUGUCACAGUCUGCACCUUCUGCAUUUCAUUACCAUUUGCCUCUACUGUCUAUGUCUCUCCCCGCCCCCCUUUUAAACCUGUGUAUUUUUGUCUGCCACCAAAGCUCAUGCCACAAUAAACCGGUCCGUUUUAACACCACUUCCCAUACAACGCUAGGGAUAUGUAAGCUCUUUCAUGCUUCCCCCUCCUUUGCUUUUUUAAAAAAUGGAUGUGCUCAGGGGUUGUCAUCGCCCACCGUUUUGAAAUAUUGGGCCUUUCUGUAAUUGCCAUUUAUAGUGAAAUAGUCAUUGUUUGCUCUGAUGUUUUGAAGAGUGCGUUUGUUUGCGGCACCCGACUUUCUUCCUCAUGGUACAGUGGUACCUCGGGUUAAGUACUUAAUUCAUUCCGGAGGUCCGUUCUUAACCUGAAACUGUUCUUAACCUGAAGCACCACUUUAGCUAAUGGGGCCUCCUGCUGCUGCCAAGCCGCCAGAGCACGAUUUCUGUUCUCAUCCUGAAGCAAAGUUCUUAACCCGAGGUAAUAUUUCUGGGUUAGCAGAGUCUGUAACCUGAAGUGUCUGUAACCUGAAACAUCUGUAACCCGAGGUACCACUGUAUAGCGCUAAAAGAGGAAGUGGGAAAGUGUUGUUCUUCGAACUUCCUCCUCCAGCUCUCAGUACUUUUCAAGAAAGGGGUGGAAAGUAGCUAUCUUUACCACCUGAUGAUGAAGGGGACAGUGAGCGGAGGGGAGGUACAGGGGCUUUGUGGGCUCUGGGUGUGGCAUUGCGCCCACAGGCACCAUGUUGACAACUUCAGCAUUGAAUUCUGCAGAAGGGUGAAUGCCAGGAGGUGCCACUUUCCCCAGCGCUGCACCUUGGCAGGAGAAGCUGUUCCUGCUUUAAUCCUUCUCCAGCAUAAAGGACACGGCUGCCAACUGCCCUAUCCCUUACUAAUAUGACAAAUCUCCCAAGUAAUUGCAAGCAGAGGUUUGGGCUGUGCAGUUUUGCGUGUCCGUAGGAUUGCAUGGCACAGUUUCUUAUGUGCUCGCAGCCAGUUCAGAAUUUGGACUGGUUUCAGCUCCUGACUCAAAGAGAGGCAACGCCUUUUGUAUUAAAAUUAACUUGUUGCAUAGGGGUAGAUACACAGUUUAAAAGAUUUACGGUUCCUUCAGCUAAACAGAUCUACCGAGAUUUGACUUCUAAGGACGGGGGUUAAGUGAGCCUGUUGUUUGCGGCCAAGAAUGCCAAGAGUCCUGUGGCAAAGAUUAAUUUAGUGCAAAAGGAACUUUUGUUAGCUGAUUUCGUGAAUCUGAGGGAUUUGAUGUUGUCUCCCCUCCCGCCUUUUUUAAAGGACUUUCUUUUGCGAUAGACUGAUGCCCUCUAGAGUGCGUAUUGCAAACAACAAGUGUGGAAAUAAGGCAGCAUUGCUGGAGAAGCAGUCUUAGGCUGUGUGCACACCAGGGUGUCAUUGCACAUGUGGGCGGCACAUAUGCCAUGUUUCUGAGUGUGCUUCAGUCCACACCCAAGCCGGUUCCAUUUAAACCUUGAGUAGCAGGCAGUGGGGAUGCAGCUGGCACUGUGGAUUAAACCACAGAGCCUAGGGCUUGCCGAUCAGAAGGUUGGCGGUUCGAAUCCCCGCCACGGGGUGCGCUCCCGUUGCUCGGUCCCAGCUCCUGCCAACCUAGCAGUUCGAAAGCACGUCAAAGUGCAAGUAGAUAAAUAGGUAUCGCUCUGGCGGGAAGGUACACGGCGUUUCCGUGUGCUGCUCUGGUUCGCCAGAAGCGGCUUAGUCAUGCUGGCCACAUGACCUGGAAGCUGUACGCCGCUCCCUCGGCCAAUAAAGCGAGAUGAUCGCCGCAACCCCAGAGUCGUCCAUGACUGGACCUAACGGUCAGGGGUCCCUUUACCUUUGGCAGGCAAUAACUGAUUGAGUGUAUUCGCUCUGUUCAUUAUGGAAACCUGAAGUCUGUUGCUGGCAUGUGCACGAGUAUUUUCUUAGCUGUAAGUGCAUGCACCUGUAAGGGGGGGGAAUUCAUUUUGCGGUGAAACGGUGAAAUAGCCAAAGCCAAAGUGUCAAGCACGUUUCACAAUGGGCAAAAUGGCCAUUUAUUUACUUAGUCAGAAAGGCAUGUUUUCCAAUUUACCAGAUUCGUGCAAAACAACACUUUCAAAAAUAAGUACGUGUUUGUGAGUCGCACCUGGCCUUGCCAGGUAAGGAGCCAGCAGCCCACCAAGAAGGGCCUCACCAGGGCAAAAAAUGGCCCCUCCCGCAGCUACACUUCCCAGAAUUUCCUGGGGAGAGGAACUGGUUGUAAAAUCACUCUGGGGGUUGUAGCUGUGUGUUGUAGCUCUUGGCAUUCUUGGCCGCAAACAACAGGCUAACUUAACCCCCGUCCUCAGAAGUCAAAUCUCGGUAGAUCUGUUUAGCUAAAGGAACCGUAAAUCUUUUAAACUGUGUAUCCAAAAACGCUCAGCACCCUUAACAAACUACAAUUCCCAGAAUCCUUGGGGGGAAGCCAUGAAAGUUUAAAGUGGCGUGAUAUUGCUUUAAAUGUAUAGUGCAGAUAGCAUCCAGUGGUUACCACCACCAGAACUCAGGACGUGGAUUUCAAAAUGGCGGGAAGGCUGUUACCGUAUUUUUCGCCCUAUAGGACGCACUUUUUCCCCUCCAAAAAUGAAGGGGAAAUGUGUGUGCGUCCUAUGGGGCGAAUGCAGGCUUUCGCUGAAGCCUGGAGAGCGAGAGGGAUCGGGGCGCUGCAGGCUUCAGGAAGCUAUUCGCAAGCCUUGGGAGCCCGCGGCAGUUCCCGCAGGGCUCCCCAGGCUUGCAGAUAGCAGCCUGUUCUGGGGUUGGGGGAAGCUCGGGCUUCCCCCUCCCCAGCCCCAUGCCUGGGGGGGAAAUAAUUUCCCCCCCUUUAUUCCCCCCCCCCAACUAGGUGGGCCCUAUGGGCCGGUGCACCCUAUAGGGCGAAAAAUAUGGUAUUUGCUAUCAUGCCAUGUUAACCUCCCUUUUUUUGUUCUCUCUUCAGAAAUUGUUUUGGGAUAUCUAUGAACACAACGGGAAAGGAGGCGCAAGUGAGUAAGGGUAGAAAAUGGCAGUGGGAAAUUCCCAGGCAUCCCUCUUAUAUUGUGAGUCAGCUAAUGACAGAAGGAAACAAACUCCUGUUCGGUUUCCCAGAGGCUCAUCCUUGAGGAGCAAACAGGCCACAAACACCCACGCGCCCAAUUUAUUUUGCCCAAUGUGGGGCUCGAACCCACAAACCUGAGAUUAAAAGUCUCAUGCUCUACCGACUGAGCUAUCCCAGGCCAAAUUUCAGUAGGGGAAAGCAAGAGCAGACUUUGGCACUUGCGCCAGGGGCUUACUCUGAGCUGAGGGGUGUCAACAGGGUUUUUAAGGCCCAGUACACUCUGUGGAUUGGGCCCUCUGCAAAAUAAGUUGGUGGGCUCUCAUCGCCACUGUGCUUUGCAGCACCCCCAGCUGUCCUACAAGGAAAAUACAAAGCAUGUUAUACUUCAUUUUAAAAGGGGGAUCAAAAGGGUCUAGUGAACAUUUGGUUCUUGGUGUGUCCAAGGUUUCCUCUUGUUGCUGCUUUAUUUUUCUAGUUGUUUCUAGUUCACAUUCUGUUCCUUACAGUUAACCUUAUUUUACAAUAGUUUUUUGAACUUUUUAUCCUUAAGCAUCAGCUCUCCACCUGCCAAAUCCUGCAUGUACAAUAUUUUACCAUUUGCAAUUUCCAGUCCCCUUUUCCUUAAAAAACAAACAAACAAACAACUGUUUAGGGGUACUCUCAUUUUGACUCAAGAAAAAUCACCAUUUUAUAGUUCAAAUCAGGGAAAAUAAAUGCAGUAAAUGGACAAAAGUACAAAGAUUCACAAAAUGUUCAGGGGUAUGCAUACCCCCAGAAAAAAAGCACUGGCAAUAUCUACAAGUGAGUGCAAGGAAUUUAUUUUAGAAAUGAUUAUUGCUGCUUUAUUGUGGAUUUGAUAAUUUGUGAUUUUCAAAUCCACAAUAAAUCAGCAAUAAUCAUUUCUAAAACAAAUUCCUUUCCUUCCUCCUGCAUGUGUGAAAAAGCCCAAUAGUUCACUUUUACUAGGUGUUUUCCCUUUUCUUAUCUGCACAGGCCACUCUGCCAAAGAUCCUCCCCAGAACUCUUAUUAAAUUCCCAGCCGAAACAUCUCCUGUUGUUGUCCCUUCUAAAAUAGGAAUUCCAAGGACGACCUUCUGCCUCAGUGUUUUCCCACGGCCGCUUCACAAGCAGCCCAUAAUAGCAAGGGAGGGCAGAUUGUACUUCCUGGAGAAAAGGCAACUUUGAUAUCUCUGAAGCCCCUCUGAAUCAUGGUGGCAGUGCUCACAACAGGGCUCCUAUUAGAGCAAUUUGCGGAGGCAGACACCAGAUAUCUCUACUAAUCUUCCCUCAAUCUCUCCAGCUUCCACAGUAAGACCUGGUGUUGACGUGGCUGGCCUGGUGGCUGGCCUCGUAGGAGCGUUGGUGUCUGCAGUCAUGCUUGUGAUUGUGGGCAUGUAUUACAUCAAAUACUGGAGGAAGCAGAGGAGCCGUUCCAGGUACGGAUCAGGAUCCAAGUAUAGGUGCUCUGGGGGGCAUGCAUGCAUGGGAAUGAGAAGCAGUUCCAGGCAGCUUUCAAAAUCAGGAGGUCCUAGUCAGGGUCAGCAUGAACGAUGCAGGGCUCCAUUGUAGGGGAAGUUAACUCUUUAUUCAAGGAGGUAAAGGUAAAGGGACCCCUGACCAUUAGGUCCAGUCGUGACCGACUCUGGGGUUGUGGCGCUCAUCUCGCUUUAUUGGCCGAGGGAGCCGGCAUACAGCUUCCAGGUCAUGUGGCCAGCAUGACUAAGCCGCUUCUGGCGAACCAGAGCAGCGCACGGAAACGCCGUUUACCUUCCCUUCCGGAGCGGCACCUAUUUAUCUACUUGCACUUUGACGUGCUUUCUAACUGCUAGGUUGGCAGGAGCAGGGACCGAGCAACGGGAGCUCACCCCGUGGCGGGGAUUCGAACCGCCAACCUUCUGAUCGGCAAGUCCUAGGCUUUGUGGUUUAACCCACAGCGCCACCCGCGUCCCUCCUUUAUUCAAGGAAACAGCAUACAAAUCAGCAACAGUUCCCAGUAGGUCUUGCCCCUGGGGAGCAGUUGCCAGGACUGAAGGUCCCUGCCUUCUGCCCCUUCUAAGGCUCCUCCUCUCCUGGAUGUUUCCCAAGCAGUCUCAAACGGUGUCUGUGUACCUGUGGUCUCUGUUCUUCUCUCCUUAUUAUCCUGCACGUUCUUGGAGACCACAGUGGAGGAGAGCUUGUUGCAACAAUAAUAUAAUAAUAAUUUACUAUUUAUACCCUGCCCAUCUGGCUGAGUUUCCCCAGCCACUCUGGGCGGCUCCCAAUCGAGUUAAAAACAAUUCAGUAUUAAAUAUUAAAAACUUCCCUAAACAGGGCUGCCUUCGGAUGUCUUUUAAAGAUGGGAUAGCUGCUUAUUUCCUUGACAUCUGAUGGGAGGACGUUCCACAGGGCGGGCGCCACUACCGAGAAGGCCCUCUGUCUGGUUCCCUGUAACCUCACUUCUCGCAAUGAGGGAACCACCAGAAGGCCCUCGGAGCUGGAUCUCAGUGUCUGGGCUGAACGAUGGGGGGGGAGUGGGAGACUCCCUAGAUUCUUCAGCAGCCUGACCUCCCUCUUCUGCUUCAGCCUCAGAGUCCGAACUGUUCCCUGACACAGGUUCUUUCUGCUCCCAAACCCUCUUGUCCCUUCAGCAUCCAGCCCCUCCUCACAAUCUUCUCCCUCUGACCUCUCUUCAAGUGUCCCACCACCAAUCCCCUGGCUUUGAGCCUUCCUCCUCUGGAGUUUCCCUUGGGGGGUGUUAUGUACUGAGUUGAAUAGGAUCCAAAAAUGCAGCAGUCUGAUUCCGAGUAUAUUUCAGGGGGGGGUUCCCUGCUGGUGCCUCCCAUCACUCCUCUUCAGCCAGCCAGCCCCUGACAGUCCUUGAGUGGAUCUCCCACAGUUGAUCACACUCCAGUCGGUGCCCUCGACAUUGGGGUCCCAGCUCCAGGAGGUACAGUUGUACCUUGGAAGUCAAAUGGAAUCCGUUCCGGAAGUCCGUUCGACUUCCAAAAUGUUCAGGAACCAAAGCACGGCUUCUGGUUGGCUGCAGGAAGCUCCUGCAGCCAAUCAGAAGCCACGGAAGCCCCGUCAGACAUUCAGAUUCCAAAGAACGUUCACAAACCGGAACACCCACUUGCGGGCUUACGGCGUUCGGGAGCCAACAUGUCCAAGAACCAAGGCGUUUGGGAUCCAAGGUACGACUGUAUAAGCCUCUUAGCAAAACAUUCGCCAACAAGGGCAGGAUUGCAAGUGCCAUGGAAUCCAAACAAGCCAAGGUCAAGCGGAGAAGAUCAGCCUAGGUCUAGAGCCCAAGGUCAAAUAACAGCCCAAAGUCAAUAUCACAAGCAGGUCAGGCAAACUACUGGUACCUGCACAAGGAUGCAGAGACUUGUAUAGUUUGCAGCUAGCAGAGGCUUCCCAGACCACAACCCUGCCCUGCCACCCUAGGCUCCUUUGGGAAGAAGGAUGGGAUAUAAAUUCAGUGGCCAGGUUGCUCACCGGAGCAAGACAGUUUGAGCAUAUUACACCCGUCCUGUUUCGACUGCACUGGCUACUAAUUAGUUUCUGGGCCCAAUUCAAAGUGCUGGUUUUGACCUAUAAAGCCUUAAAUGGCUCAGGACCGCAAUACCUCAAGGACCGCCUAGUAUAAAACUACCCAGACCCUGACCCUGAGAUCAUCUUCUGUGACCCUCCUUCAUGUGCUUCCUCGAGAGGUUCGGAGGGUGGCAACACAAGAACAUGGCUUCUCUGCAAUCUGUGGAAUGCUCUCCCCAGGGAAGUUUGCCUGGCGCCUUCAUUAUACACCUUUAGGCGCCAGGAAAAACAUUCCUUUUUAACCAGGCCUUUGGCUGAUCAGAUUUACAUCCUAGGCCCUUUUAAAAUGUGGGGUUUUUUUGGGGGGAGGGGUUAUUAGCUUGUUUAUAUUUUUAUUUUGGAUUUUGUGGUUUUAUAUUUUGAUUUUAUUCUAUAAACUGCCCUGAGACCUGCGGGUAUAGGGCGGUAUUAAAUAAAUAAUAUAAAUAAAAUUGAUAUACCGUAUUUUUUGCUCUAUAAGACUCACUUUUUCCCUUCUAAAAAGUAAGGGGAAUGUUUGUCUGUCUUAUGGAGCGAAUGCAGGCUGCACAGCUAUCGCUGAAGCCAGAACAGCAAGAGGGACCGCUGCUUUCACUGCGCAGCAAUCCCUCUUGCUGUUCUGGCUUCUGAGAUUCAGAAUAUUUUUUUUCUUGUUUUCCUCCACCAAAAACUAGGUGCGUCUUGUGGUCUGGUGCGUCUUAUAGAGUGAAAAAUACAGUAAAUAGAAUUAAUUCCAUCUGGUUUGCUGGCUGAGACUCUACCUGUCUGCGCACUGUCUUCAGGGUGGUGCAUGCUCUGGUUAUCUCCCGCUUAGAUUAUUGCAAUGCACUUUAUGUGGGGCUACCUUUGAAUGUGACUCAGAAACUACAACUAAUCCAGAAUGCAGCUGCCAGAUUGGUGAAUGUGCGCAGCUGCCAGGACCAUAUAACACUGGACUUUAGAUCUUUAUUGGCUCCCAGUACAUUUCCGAGCACAAUUCAAAGUGUUGGUGCUGACCUUUAAAGCCCUAAACGGCUUCGGCCCUGUAUACCUGAAGGAGCGUCUCCACCCCCAUCGUUCAGCCCAGACAUUGAGAUCCAGCUCCAAGGGUCUUUUGGCGGUCCCCUCAUUGCGAUAAGUAAGUUACAGGGAACCAGGCAGAAGGCCUUCUCUGUAGUGGAAUGCCCUCCUGCCUGAUGUCAAAGAGGUAACGAAUUAGAUGACCUUCUGUAGAUGUCUGAAGGCAGCCCCAUAUUAGGAAGUUUUUAAUGUGUGAUGUUCUGUUGUGUCUUUGUAUAUUUUGUUGAAAGGUGCCCAGAGGGGCUGGGGCAACCCAGUCAGAUGGGCGAGGUACAAUAAUUAUAAUAAUAAUAAUAAUAAUAAUAAUAAUAAUAAUAAUAAUUAAAAUAAAUAAAUACUGCAGCUGCUGGUAGUUGAGGCAUUUUAAGGAUUGCUUACCAACAACCAUUGGUUGAUGGAUGUUGGAAUCACGUAUCACCUGGAAGGCUGGCAGUCCACCAUCUCCAUCCUAGAUCAUUCUUUCUGUAAUUCUUGGGCUUAAGAAAGUAUUUAUUUCCUAAGCAGUACAUGAGAAGCCCUUCUGAAGUCAGUGUGUUUUUUAUGAUGAUAUAACUAAGAUUGUCAGCAAGCAACCAGAGUCCAUAGGAGUGCUUUGUGACAUGCUCUCACCAUUCUGACUCAUCUCCUUCCCUCAUCAGGACUCAAAGCGACCUGUAUCCUGCGGUGCCCCUUGCCACCUUUGUUGAGGCGCCAAAGCCAGAGUCAGCACCGGGACUUCCAUCCUAUGAGCAAGUGCUGGAAACUUCAGGUGUGCACGAUGCACCUCCUCCACCUUACAACAGGUACAAGAGUUUUUGAGAUCUUACUCCGAGCCCAAGCUGCAUCCAGAGUCUGUGUCAAGUGUGCAAGACAGAAAGCUGAAAUGGUCCGUCCAGCUCAGCCUUGUUUACACCAGCUUUUCUCAACCUUAGGUCCCCAGAGGUUGUCGGACUACAGCUCCCAUCAUCCCUAGCUAGCAGGACACGGGUCAGGGAUGAUGGGAGUUGUAGUCCAACAACCUCUGGGGGACCCAAGGUUGAGAGAUGCUGGUCUACAUUGACUGGUAGUGGCUCUCCAGGAUUUUCAGACAGGGAUUCUCUCCCAGCCCUCCCUAGUGAUUGAACGUGGGACCUUCUACAUUCCAAGCAGGUGCUCUCCCACCGAGCUAUGGCCCUCUUCUAGCUUGUUUGGCGGAAGUGGCUGGAGAAUUGGAUUUGGGUCUUAACGCUCAUCACGAAUGGGCUGGGUCAGUGGGAAACAAACCCGUCUGUCCAGACCACAUAGAGGAAGGGCAGAAGAUUCCACAUCUCGGCUGCAGCUUUGCAGCAGCAUUAAACUACCCAGUGAAGAUAAAAAUGGGCUAGCUCCAUGUGCACUGCCCUGAGCUCCUUGCAGGAAGGGUGGGAAACUAAUGUGACAUGACGGCAACUGACAGAAUGCUACUAUGCUAGGCAGUUACUGCAGCAUGGAGCGGCUUCACGAAAUGUAACUUUCUCUGUUGGCUCUGGCUGGGCUUAGCUAAAACCCAGGGACUAUCCUGCUGUUUCUAAUUUAUCUUUAUUUUAGAGUAUUUUUGUUACUGUGAACAAUUUAACGGCUGUGUGUACAGUGGUACCUCGGGUUACAGACGCUUCGGGUUACAAACUCCGCUAACCAGGAAGUGGUUGCUCCAGGUUAAGAACUUUGCCCCAGGAUAAGAAUGGAAAUCGUGCACCAGCAGGAGGCCCCAUUAGCGAAAGCAUGCCUCAGGUUAAGAACCGUUUCAGGUUAAGAACGGCCCUCCGGAACGAAUUAAGUUCUUAACGCAAGGUACCACUGUAUGUUUAUGAACCGGUAAAAGUGUAGCGCAGAAGGCAGCAAUCCAUUUCCUCCUGUCCCUGCUCAGCCCGGCCCUGAUCCAAGCAGUGCUUUCCAUGCAUUCCCCUCUCCUCCUAAGUAGCCUCACAGGCAGCUGGGAAUUCAGUUUGUAUUUAUACGUGAAUUUGCCCAGCUCACACUUUCUGAAAUAUUAGGGUAAGGAUUUCCUGAACCAACAAACUGAACUGGAAUACAAAAAAGGGAGGUAUGAGGAGGUCCGGGAAACAAGCUAAGGAAAAAUAAGCAAAAGAAAAUCUGAGUGUUUUUAAUGAUUUUUAUUUUGUAUUCUUUUUUCCAUUUUUUAUUGUAAUGUUUUAAAAACCCUAAUAAAUAUCUUAUAAAAAAAAAAGAAAUACAUUGGACUCUCAGGUUGCGAACGUGAUCCAUGUGGGAUGCACGUCCGCAACCUGCAACGUCCGCAACCCGCAGCGUCGCAUCUGCGUGCGCACGGGUUGCGAUUCGGUGCAUGUGCAAAGCGUGGUUUAGCGCUUCUGCGCAUGCGUGACUGCCGAAACCCGAAAAAACGCAACCUGAAGCGUCUGUAACCCAAGGUAUGACUGUAAUAUAUGAAUCAAAACACAGCUAGGCUUCAAAAUUUGCACACCCCCAAAUUUUGCAAUGCAGUUCUCCAGCCAAGGAAUGGGUCCAAAAAUGCAUAUACUCGGGUAACUUUGCAUUAAAAUGCAUACGCUCAUGAAAAUAGCUUGCAAAAAAACCCCAAAUGCAUCCUAUAAGGGAAGACUGCUUUGCAAAAAUGAGUAUGUAAAAAAAAAACUGCACCCGAAGAUGUGUUUUUGGAGAAAUUCACACGAAAAUGCCGCUUUAUUUUCAUGACUUGUGGUUUUUUUAAAAAACAAAAUCACAAAGUUGUAUGGAAAUGUGGAGAAAUGAACUGGAUUAGAAAACAGGAAUUGACACACUCGCCAGUCUCUGCUCUGAAGUUUUUGCCUGGCUCACCAUUUCUUGUGUACUAGGCCAAGAGAGAGAGAGGUCAGUUUUCCUUGUUAUUAAUAAAGAAAAGGGGGGUGUUUGUCCUGAAUAUAUGAUGCAACCUUGCAUGAAUGUUUUAAGCAAAUUAGCAUCACCUACUACUGUCAUUGUACAGUGGUACCUCAGGUUACAUACGCUUCAGGUUACACACCCCGCUAACCUAGAAAUAGUGCUUCAUGUUAAGAACUUAGCUUCAGGGUAAGAACAGAAAUCGGGCUCCGGUGGCGCGGCGGCAGCAGGAGGCCCCAUUAGCUAAAGUGGUGCUUCAGGUUAAGAACAGUUUCAGGUUAAGUACGGACCUCCAGAACGAAUUAAGUAGGUACUUAACCCAAGAUACCACUGUAUGGCUUCUUGCUCACUGUUAAGAAUCUCUAUUUUUCUUUUUCUCCACUCCCCACCCCAGGAAUAGCACCAACACUGCCCCACCAACCUGA